This is a messenger RNA of Chinchilla lanigera (long-tailed chinchilla), 3748 nucleotides long. It is a transcript of the gene Dnajc24, whose product is annotated as DnaJ (Hsp40) homolog, subfamily C, member 24. The record is from RefSeq and is a predicted model, not a curated record. Bases 145 to 591 code for a protein of 148 amino acids. Gene Ontology annotation, molecular function: ATPase activator activity; ferrous iron binding. Gene Ontology annotation, biological process: positive regulation of ATP-dependent activity. The transcript is spliced from 5 exons. NCBI's taxonomy places the organism in Eukaryota, Metazoa, Chordata, Mammalia, Rodentia, Chinchillidae.
UUGGGCGUGUGGCCGGCGUCGCACGCGACCGCGCUGGCGGCUGUGGGGAGCGUGGACGUCGCCCGGUGGCUUCGCCGAGCGGGAGUGGCGGUGGCAGAGCCCCGGCUCGCGCUGCUCUGAGAAAGCCCACUUCUGGUUCGACGGAUGAUGGCGUUGGAUCAGAUACCAAAGAGGGAUUGGUACAGCGUUCUGGGGGCGGACCCGUCUGCUGACGCGUCAGACCUAAAACACAAGUAUCAGAAACUCGUACUCAUGUAUCACCCGGACAAGCAGAGCACAGCCGCGCUGGAGGAGCUGGAGGAGCGACGGCAGAGGUUCCUCGAGGUGGGUCAGGCCUGGAAGGUUCUGGGGAACGAACAGUCGAGGAAAGAGUACGACCUGCAGCGGCAUGAAGAUGAGCUCAGAAGUAUGGGACCAGUACAUGCACAAGUGUAUCUUGAAGAAAUGUCUUGGAAUGAAGGUGAUCGUUCCUUCUCUCUGAGCUGCCGAUGUGGUGGCAGGUACAGCGUUGGUGAGCAGGAGGCGGCAGCCAUAGGCCUGGUUCCCUGUGACACGUGCUCGCUGAUGGUGGAGCUCCUUCACGACAGCUGAGCUGUGCGGUGGCUGAGGUUGCCCCGUGCCCGCCCAGCCCCACCAGAAGCCGAGCGGGCUUCCAGAGAAGGGUUGCUGUCAGCCCACCAGGAGCCACCGGGGAGUAACAGAAAAUGAACUUCUUCAUUUAGGUGCACUUAGAAUUCAUGUUUACAGACUGCCAAAGAAAAGACUUCAACUUUUGUUUACUCCUUGGAAAAUAAGAAUUUUCUUAUUUGAAAUGAGCUUUUCUCCUGUUCUUUCGGCUACAGUGCUGUGGAUUCCUUCACAGAGACUUGGGUUCUGAUCUGAGACCUUCCAGCUGCUGCGGGCACAGGCCGGAGCGCCUCUCCGCCGGUCGGAAGCCCGGAGGAGCACGCAGAAUGGCCCUCCGGGGAGGAGGGCUGGUGGGGCAGUGGGACAGUGCCUGGGGUGGGUAGGGAAGGGGAGGCAGUAGCUGGAGAAGCGCACUGUGGCCCCACAGCUGUGAUCACUGCCAUCUUCAAGUGCAGUGCAGGGAACGGAAGCUCAAAGAGAGCUUGAUACAGCUGCUUCCCUUUCCUUAUUGCAGCAUCUUGAGAUCAGACCCUCCCUGCCUUGUUAGUGAGUCACUGCUGGGAUCAUGGAAUGGAGUUUAACCGGCUAGUGUCGUGGACUAGAGCAUACUACAUAGUGUUCCCUUACUUCUGUGUACAGUGCUGUCUUGCUUGUUGAAUGGCUCCAAAGCUCAGACUGUCCACCAUUUGAACAGCAAAAUUUGCAAAAAAUUGUGCAUGGUGUUCAUAACUUUGCUUGAUAGUUGAGUUGAAAAUUCAGCUUGAAAAAACUUGUGCAGGCCAAGUGAGGUAUAUGUUGCAUCUCACCUUGCGUGGACCCAAAGGGGCAGAGCUUCAGUCUAUAAACUCCAGUUUGGCCCAGACAACAUACAGAGUUUUGUUAGUGGGCUAAAACACUCAUCACUGCUGUUUUGAGGGGCUUUAUUUGCAUAAAAUAACAUAACCAUGGUCCCAAAGAAAGUAAUUGCAGUAAAGCUAAGAAGAAAACUGGAAAACACGAUAGAGUUAAAGAAAACAUUGUGAAAUUUGAAUCAGGUCGCUGCUUGUCUGACGUGCCGGCUGAAUACAACAUGGCUAAGUCGACAUUAUCAACACUUCUGAAAAAAAUGUGAUUGAAGAGGCUAAUGUAGUGAAAGGUGUGAAAUCGUUAACCACGUAACAACCCAGAUUGGGCAAGAGGUUGGGAAGUUACUGUUAGUUGGGUAGAUGAGAAACAACUGGGUGGCAGUAGUGUAUACGAGACAGUGAUACUCCAGAAGGCCAGACGCCUCCACAGUGAUUAGCUGAAAACGCUCCUGGAGCAAGUGCUGAGCGACCUGAAGUGUUCAAAGCCAGCCAUGGCUGGUCUGAAAUAUUCAAAAAGAGAACAGGCACACGCUGUAUAGUGAGGCAUGGGGAAGGGAUGAAUGCAAAGAAAGACAAAGCCAGUAAAUUUGCAGCUCGAUUUGCUGAAUACAUGGAGGCUGAGGGUUUUGUUCCCCAGCAAGUGUUCAACUGUGACAAAGCCAGACUUUGGGGGAAGGAUAUGCCCCAUAGCACCUUCAUUACUAAAGAGGAAAAGGCAUUUUGAGGCCAUAAGCCUAUGAAAGGUGGACCUGCUCUAGUACUGUGUGGGAAUGAUAGUGGAGAUUUUAAAGUGAAGCCUAUGUUAGUGCACCAUUCUGAAAACCCCUGUGUUUACUAGGUUACGACAGCUCAUCCCAUACUUUGCUACUGAAAAUUUAUACUUUAGCAUAACAGUAGCUGGCUAUGUGACUCAGCAGCUCCUGAGGGAUAUAGGAAGCAAUUUUGUGUUUACUGACUUGGUAUGACUAACAGCAAGGUGUGUGCAGAAGUAGCAAAGUAGGAUUUUUAUCCACAUAAUGUUCUAACAAGGUUUUGCAUGUUUAUCUGAGCAUCAUGGGGUAAAAUACACCCACACCACUCUUCUGCUGUGUAAAUGGAAUGUGGGUGUGCUCACAGUAGCUUUGCCUGGAAAAGCAAAAACCCGUCUGCAUUUACCCACUUGGCAGAUGAAUGGCAAAGCAUGUACAGGAGAGCCAAAGCAGCAACAGGCGAGUUUUUCCAUGAAAUGCUCAUUGCUAAAUUUCUGUGCAUUUAGGAUUUGUUUUAAAGAAGGUUUUCUUUUGAUUUUUCUCAUAUAAGUAGCUCAGUUCAGUACAAUGGCACAUGAAAAACCAGAUGUGCAAGUUUUGAGACGUUCAAAAUGAAUCAUCAGAUUACUCAUGCAUGAAUGAUGAUAAUGACUCUGAUGUUCGUCAUAUGAGCCAAAGUUCUCGUGAUAGUGAAGUGGAGCAAGAAUCUAUGGAUACAGGGCUGGGAGUAUAGCUCAGUGGAAUUGCGCCUGCCUGGCAAGCUUGAGGUCCUGUUAGAUUCCUAGUACCAAAAAAAAAAAACAAAAACCUGUGGAUACAGACACAGGGAAUGCAGACCUUGACUCAGAUGAUGAAAAAACUGUGAGUACAUAUUUGACUAGUAGAAAUGGUCACACGACCAAAUGGAAUAACCCAGUGUUAGAACUAGGUCCGAAAAUACAGUGAGGAUCUUCGCAGGGGUGAAACCCAUUGGACAGACUGCCAACACUGCCAUUUAGUGUUGCAAAUUAUAACCGAUGAAAUGAUACAAGAUGUUAUGAAAUACACAAAUGCUGAAAUACAAGUAAAACACCCUGUAUGCACCAAUGUAUUUAUGAUGACACCUCACUAGCUGAACUGAAAGCAUUCACAGGUCUGUAAAAGACUUGUGGAAAAGCAGUGGGUUGUCUGAGGUUUGUAGAGUAACAGUGACACUGAGAUUUAGUUUCCUUCAAAAUUGCCUGAGUUUUGAUGACAAAACCACCUGCUAAGAAAGAAAAAACUGAUAACCUGGCUGCUAUCUGCUUAUGGUUUGAGAGAGGUGGAUCGUUGCCAAGCAUAUAUACCAUCUGAAUACAUGACUGUCGAAUAUAUGGCAUAAAAAUGUAUGCCUAUGUAGAUGCAGACUUACUAUGCUUUCAAUUUAGACAUUUAUCCUGAAACUCAGCAACUAGGUCCUUGUUCAUAUAGUAAUAAACCAAAUGAUGUUCUGAACAGACUUGUGGCUCCCAUCUUCCAAACUAAUCGGGAUGUGACAUUCAACAAUUG